CUUUCGUUCAGGACAGCCGGUGUGCUGUGUGUGUGUGUGUCGCAGCCAGACCUCGGCCUGUCUCAUAUUUCCCAGAGUUAGUCUCUCAGUUUGAUUCUCAGAGCGACAGGCUACAGAAGGACUAUACCGUAGAACCAGAGAACCACAGGGGAGACGGGAACUUUUAUACCCCAGAGAGAAGCACUCUGUUGGGCCACGUAUAGCCACCGGCUGGCCCGCCGCUAUGGUUUUACAAGAUACGCUAGGAGCUGACACACGGAAAAUAUCAGUGCACACACACGGAUAAGCUACGGACUCAACCCUGAGAGAGAGAGAGAAAAUAUAGGUGUGUCUGAGUGUGGGUCUACAGUAUUUGUCAAUAUUAGAGAGUGUUUGUGUGGAAGUGAAGCAACAGGGAAGUUUGAUUACGAAAGAGUGUGUGUGUGUGUGUGUGUGUGUGUGUGUGUGUGUGGUGUGUGUGUGUAAGGCUAGCAGACAUGGAGUGAGAACCAGCUUGCUGCAGGUGGACUCAGAACCGACUCAGAACACUGUCCAUUUGGAUCUUCCUUCAUUUUUUUCUUUUUCGAUAUAUUCUGUUACUCUUUUCUUUUCCUCUGCUGGGUGUUCUUGUCUCCUUCAAUCUGUUCUCCUGGAUACGUGAAAGGAAUCAUCCCUCGUUCCGUUGGACAGAAUGGAGAGAAUAAAAUACUUUGGAGAAACUAAAUAGAAAGUUGGAAUCCAUUGCGUGGAGAGAGUGAACAAGAAGAGAGAAUUAUAGAGCUGUGCUCUGUAGAUAGACUGUAGACUCCAUGGAGCUGUUGGUUGUCUAGUAGUCCUGUCUGUAACUCUACACCAGGGCCGGUCUGCGGUUCAUCUGGCUCUCAGGGGGUUUUGCUGCACCCUCCAACACCAGCUGGGAAUCUGAAUGAACUUUGAACUUGAACCGCUACCUAAGAAACGGAUGCAAUAAAGUAAUCAUCGUCACCUUCAUCCUCUCCUAUCAUCGUCACCUUCAUCCUCUCCUAUCAUCGUCACCUUCAUCCUCUCCUAUCAUCGUCAACUUCAUCCUCUCCUAUCAACGGCAUCUUCAUAAUCUCCUAUCAUCGGCAACUUCAUCCUCUCCUAUCAACGUCACCUUCAUCCUCUCCUAUCAACGUCAUCUUCAUCCUCUCAUCGUCCUCUUCAUCCUCUCCUAUCAUCGUCACCUUCAUCCUCUCCUAUCAUCGUCACCUUCUUCCUCUCCUAUCAUCGUCACCUUCAUCCUCUCCUAUCAUCGUCACCUUCAUCCUCUCCUAUCAUCGUCAUCUUCAUCCUCUCCUAUCAACGUCACCUUCAUCCUCUCCUAUCAACGUCAUCUUCAUCCUCUCAUCGUCCUCUUCAUCCUCUCCUAUCAUCAUAUUCAUCCUCUCCUCUCCUAUCAACGUCAUCUUCAUCCUCUCCUAUCAUCAUCUUCAUCCUCUCCUAUCAACGUCAUGUUUAUCAAGGAGUCUAAAGAGACACUGCGGGGGGACCCUGAUUUAAGAUGUGAGCUAGCCUUCCUCUCCCGGGGCUGUGACUUCGUACUGCCCUCGCGAUUCAAGAAGAGAAUCAAGACGUUCCAGCAACUGCAGGCGCAGGUCCAGUCCAACAAGCAAGAUAAGAAAUCUGGCACCCCUCCUCCAGCCCCUCUCUCCCCCACCCCCUCCGUUCCUCCCCCCCACCGCUCCCCUCUCCUCCCUCCUCCCCAUGCCCUCAACAUUCCCCGCUUCUACUACCCUCGAGGGUUACCAGGGGCAACAAAAGUCAACCACGAUGCGGCCAUCACUGCCAUAGAAACAGCCUUCACAGAGUUUGAGGAGGAGAAGGCUGAUAUUUACGAGAUGGGCAAGAUCGCUAAGGCAUGUGGCUGUCCUCUGUACUGGAAGGCAGCCAUGUUUAAUGGAGCAGGAGGAGAGAGGACCGGCUUCGUCUCUGUUCACUCCUUCAUCGCUACCUGGAGAAAGUUGUUACAUAGUUGCUAUGACGAUUCGUCUAAGUUUAUCUACCUCCUGGCGAAGCCUGGCUGUUCCUACCUGGACCAGGAGGACUUCAUACCUUUAUUACAGGACAUAGUGGACACUCACCCAGGACUGACGUUCUUGAAGGAUGCCCCAGAAUUCCAUUCCCGUUACAUCACUACCGUGAUUCAGCGGAUAUUCUAUGUGGUCAACCGCUCGUGGACAGGUCGCAUCACCAUGACGGAACUGCGCAGGAGCAACUUCCUGCAGACCCUGGCCCUGUUGGAAGAGGAGGAUGAUAUCAACCAGAUAACAGAUUAUUUCUCUUAUGAGCAUUUCUAUGUGAUCUACUGUAAGUUCUGGGAGUUGGACACGGACCACGAUCUUUACAUUGACCCUAAGGACCUGGCUCGUUACAACGACCACGCAUCUUCAAGCAGAAUCAUUGAGAGGUUGUUCUCAGGAGCCGUUACACGGGGCAGCUCAGUGCAGAGGGAAGGGAGGAUGAGUUAUGCAGAGUUCAGCUGGUUCCUCAUCUCAGAGGAAGACAAGAAAAACCCUACCAGUAUAGAGUACUGGUUCAGGUGUAUGGACACAGAUGGGGACGGUGUGUUGUCUAUGUUUGAGUUGGAGUACUUCUAUGAGGAGCAGUGUAGUAGGAUGGAGGGGAUGGGCAUUGAACCCCUACCCUUCACAGACCUGCUCUGUCAGAUGCUAGACCUUGUCAAACCUGAAAGCCAAGGUAAGAUAACCCUGUCUGAUCUGAAGAGGUGUAGGAUGGCUCAUAUAUUCUUUGACACGUUCUUCAACCUGGAGAAAUACCUGGACCACGAGCAGAGAGACCCCUUCGCUUUGCAGAAGGACAUAGACAAUGAGUGUCCAGAGCCUUCAGACUGGGAUAAAUACGCUUCAGAGGAAUAUGAGAUCCUGGUGGCAGAAGAGACAGCUAAUGAACAGCUGCAGGAGGGGACAUUUGAUGAUGACUAUGAGGAGGCGGAGCUUCCUGUUCAAGGAGAGAUGGUUGGGAAUAAGAUGGAUAAGCUGCUCAUAUCAGAUCUGUCAGCAUGAAAUUCCCAAAGCCUGGAAUACCGCUCCCUUCUCCUUGGAUAUACAGGAGACGGGGGAGAGAGGAAGAGGGAUGGACGGGGAGAGAGGAAGAGGGAUGGACGGAGAGAGAGGAAGAGGGAUGGACGGGGAGAGAGGAAGAGGGAUGGACGGGGAGAGAGGAAGAGGGAUGGACGGGGAGAGAGGAAGAGGGAUGGACGGGGAGAGAGGAAGAGGGAUGGACGGGGAGAGAGGAAGAGGGAUGGACGGGGAGAAAGGAAGAAAAAGCUAAAGCGAUGGAGGACUCCAAACUCUCUCAGCUUCUCCUUUCAUACACAGACAGGGACAGAAGGGAUGGUGAGAAGACAGAGGGGGUGGACUGAAAACGAGAGAGAGGAUGGACAGAACGAGAGAGAGGAUGGACAGAACGAGAGAGAGGAUGGACAGAACGAGAGAGAGGAUGGCAGCUGUCCUCUCAGCCCUCUGUAGGAGAGAACGUGUUUUCCACUCUUUUAUCUUCAUUGGAGAGUGUGUGUUGUGUAUGCAUGCAUGUGUGUGUGUGUGUGUGUGUGUGUGUGUGUGUGUGUGUGUGUGUGUGUGUGUGUGUGUGUGUGUGUAUGUGCGUGUGUUUGUGUCAUCCCAAAGACUGUGUUUGGUGCAAUAAUGUGUCUUAACAUGUUUAUUAUGUAGAAGUAAGAAAGCACAAAUCCUGAUGUGGAGAUACUUCCUGUAUUAUGUUUAUAAUUACUGCCAUAUGGAGAUUUUUCACUGACAAUCAACUACUAGACAAUCAGCUAAUCAAUCAAGUUGUUUUCAAAUGUGUCAAUUAACACACACACACACACACACACACACACACACACACUGUACAUACACAGCUCUGUGCAAAACAACGCCAUCUUGUGGUCACUAGUUAUACUGCUGGCUGCUCUUAGAGACGCGUGACGUUUGGAAAAGGGAGCUGUUGGAACACGGCUGUCAGCGUUCUCCGUUUAUAAACCUCAUUUUCAGUGUUCUAUUUCAGAAUGUUACUGUUAUGUAGUUUGAUAAGGCGGGCCGUUGUGUGUUUGAUUCAUUUAGAAUUAGUCAAAUGUUUAAUUCAGUUUGAGAUAAAACGCAUGUACUGUAUAUUCCGUCCGUAUACUUUUCAAAAAGUUCUCUCAUAGCAGAGGCUGUGUCACAAAUGGCAGUCUAUUCCUCAUAUAGUGCACUAUAACUUCUAGGGAGUAGAGUGCUAUUCUAGAUUUGACCAGAAUCAACCACAGUGUACAUAGACUGAGCUGUAACAAACUAACUAUGAACUAACUAUCUCUCUGGCAGAGAUGUUACUGUAUAAACCAAAAUGGACAGGAAUGGAAUCUGGCAAAAUGGGCAGAAGUGACACACACACACACACACACACACACUUGCUAGCCACAAGACGCGCUGUCGACACGUGGAACAGAGCUGUAAAGCUAACAGGCGUUUUCAUGUGUCACCAAAGGGGAUGUUCCAAUAGCAUGAUGUUAAAGAUGAAAACAGUGGGCCUAACUAACUGCCAUCCUGUCAUUAUCCUCUUCAGCAUCAUGUAUUCUUUAGUUUGCCACUGGUGAAUGCUGGUGGUGUUUUAAAGCUGUGUUCAUGCGUGUGUGUGUGUAUUUGUGCGUGUGUGUGUUUCUUUAAUAGCAACAGUCUGUCCCUAUAUAGCCAUUGUAAAUGUGUAUUUAACUCUACAUAGUGUUGCCAUUGUGUACAGAUUAUGUAUCUGAUGCUUUGUGUUGCUGUGUGGCUCGACGGGGUUCAGUUAUGUGGCGUGUGACCCAAAUGCACAAGGAUGAUUGGUCGGAGGUCAUAGAGGGACACACCCACCAGACAAUUGACUGUCAAUCAAUUUGUCAAUCAGUUUGAUAGUCUGAUUGGGUAAUAAGGAGCACCUUGCUGUGACUGGAUUGGACACACUGGUAGCUCCUCCCUUUAGAGAGACUCAUGCUGCUGUAGAGACACACACACACACGUUUAUGAGACUGCUGUGUCUGACGCUAUGCAAACAAUCUGCUUUUUUGCUGACUGCCCUGGGAACACACACACAUCUGCUCUGUACUAGGUGCAGGGGGCAGGGUGAGAAGCCAUGAUGGAACUGCCUCCAACCGGAGACACUUCUGCCGCAAUGAGGACUUUUACUUUGAAAUGUAUGUCUGUUUUAAACAACUUUUACUUAGAUUGUUUCCCCCUUUCAUCUGAUGUUUUACUUCCAGGUUGAUAAGGCUGCAGUAGAUGUUCUUGUGUUCGCAUGGCUUCCUUCUUUCUAUCUUUCCUUUGUUUUCUUUUAAAAGUGAAUUCAAAUAAAGGUGAUUUAAGGUUG
Oncorhynchus kisutch (coho salmon) is the source of this 5340-nucleotide messenger RNA. It is a transcript of the gene ppp2r3a, whose product is annotated as protein phosphatase 2, regulatory subunit B'', alpha. NCBI's taxonomy places the organism in Eukaryota, Metazoa, Chordata, Actinopteri, Salmoniformes, Salmonidae. The record is from RefSeq and is a predicted model, not a curated record. The transcript has 14 exons. Gene Ontology annotation, cellular component: protein phosphatase type 2A complex. The coding region runs from base 1452 to 3023 and encodes 523 amino acids. Gene Ontology annotation, molecular function: protein phosphatase regulator activity; calcium ion binding. Gene Ontology annotation, biological process: protein dephosphorylation.